CACUGGGCAGGCCUUUACAGGAAUUCUGUGGAUCUGAAACUUAUUUUUCUGUUAGAGAAAGCUGGAAGACUUCAGGUGUUCAAAAUGUCCAUCGCCCAGGCAGCGGCCAAGGCCAUGCUAUCUGAUGCCCUGCUCCAGGAGGGCUCUGGGAUGAACCGGUUCAGCCACCUGGAGCUGGAGCUUCCUCUGGACAAGGUCAUCAAAUUUGUGUCUGUCGGCCUUCCACUGAUGCUGGUGUGCAUGGCGUUUGCCCGCGAGAUCUCCCUGGGGCCCCAGAUCAGCUGUUUCCCUCCGAGCAAUUUCACCAUCAAGCAGGCCAGCUACGUCGACACGUACUGCUGGGACUCUCUCAUGCAUCAUGAGUUUGACAGCGAAGGGAACUUCGAGGAGCGCUCUCUCUGGGUUCACAAAAUGUUCCCUUACUCCCUUCUGGCCAUGGCGGUGCUGAUGUACCUGCCAGCUCUGAUCUGGCGCCAGCUCGUCAUGCCCACACUGAGCUCAGACCUGCUCUUCAUAAUUGACGAACUAGACAAGUCAUACAACCGUUCGAUCCGACUGGCCCAGAGCAUUCUAGAUAUGCGGCAGAACACCAAGAACCCCCUCACAUUUCAGGCUGAGCUGCAGAGGGCCAAGAAGAAGCGAUACUUUGAGUACCCUCUACUGGAGAGAUACAUGCAGUGCAAGCAGAACUCCUACUUCCUCGUUAGCAUGCUUUUCUUGCGGGGCUUCCUCCUCCUGACCUUCAUGACCGCUGCCUGUCUCUACUUGGCCUACUUCCACCUCUCCGCCUUCCUGCAGGACGAGUUCAGCUGCUUUGUCCGCACGGGCAUGCUGCGUGACCAGAACUGGGUUCCGGAGCUGGUUCAGUGUAAAAUGAUUGGCCAGCUGGUCUUUCAGGUGAUAAGUGUGGCCAAUGGCGCAAUUUACGUCCUGUUGGCUCCCAUUGUUCUUUUCAGCUUGAUCCGGCUCUUCGUUUGGGACACCACCUUCAUCUCCAUCUAUGAGGUGCUUCCAGCUCUGGAUAUCAUCAACCGCCGUCGGCUUGGCUGCCCGCUGAAUGACCUCAAUGUCCUUCUGCUGUUCCUGCGUGCCAACGUAGUGCACUUGAAGUCUUAUGGAAAAGUGAGGGCAUUGUGUUCACUGGCGCCGCCACAGGUGGGCAACACCACAGCAGGGCAAGGCUUACAUGCAAUGUUAACCCAAGAAGAGAUAGAGGAACGUGAAGAGGCUGCGUUGGAGCUGGCAGAGGAGGUGCAGGAGGCCAAGGAGGAGGGGAAAUUCAACUUAGUGGAUAUCAUGACUAUUCUGGGAGCAGCACAAGGACGAGUGGUAAACUGCAGCGAGAAGAGGCCUCUCGUGGAGGAGAAUAUGAGUCUGGAGCCAAACCACCAGGGGUACCAUGAGUUGAAGGAGACAGCACCAUUUAGUCAUUACUAGGCCUCCUAUGGACUGAAUCAAUGUGAUAACAGUGAGGGGGGGUUGGCACACAGUAGAUUUUCAAGAGUACUGUACACAAAGACUGCUGACACCAUUCAUGGGUUUUUGCCAUCUGGAGACAAAAAAAAGCCUCUUUUAGAAUUACAGGGCAAUAGUUCUGGCUGGAAAUGUCAGUGGAUUUGUCAUUUUUAAGCAGCUGCAGAUCUGUAGCUGCCACAGACAUUUCCUUCUGUCUGGAUUUUAAGAAGCCAAGGAACCAUGCAAGUGAAAUGACUAUUAUCAUCAUAGUGCAAGAAGACAGACUGGUAAAUCUCAACUAAGGCUGACCCCACAGUAACUAACUAUAUGUCACCAUGACUUUCUUAUCAUGUGCAUCUGUGUGUUCUGAAAAUAUACAAUAUACUGUAUAUAUCAGUCAAGUCAUGUUUUAUGGAUUCUAUCAGCAGUAACAUCCUGCAACUUAUAUUUAAUGAACUUAAGGUAAAAUGAACGAAUAUUGUAAUUAACAUACUCACUUUUUGCUUUCUUCUAUUUUUAUUUACUUUUAUAUGAGAUGAAAAGAAUCUUUAUGUAUUAUUUGUACUUUUGA
This is a messenger RNA of Paralichthys olivaceus (Japanese flounder), 2026 nucleotides long. RefSeq names its product pbx/knotted 1 homeobox 2 (gene pknox2). Gene Ontology annotation, molecular function: wide pore channel activity; RNA polymerase II cis-regulatory region sequence-specific DNA binding. Gene Ontology annotation, biological process: cell-cell signaling; regulation of transcription by RNA polymerase II; monoatomic cation transport. Gene Ontology annotation, cellular component: plasma membrane. The record is from RefSeq and is a predicted model, not a curated record. NCBI's taxonomy places the organism in Eukaryota, Metazoa, Chordata, Actinopteri, Pleuronectiformes, Paralichthyidae.